This is a messenger RNA of Rhizophagus irregularis DAOM 181602=DAOM 197198, 883 nucleotides long. The record is from RefSeq and is a predicted model, not a curated record. Lineage: Eukaryota; Fungi; Glomeromycota; Glomeromycetes; Glomerales; Glomeraceae.
GACUCUAGUGCAGAAAAAUCUGUAAUUCCUUUAUCUUCUGAAUAUUUAUUCAGAAACCUUACUUCUAUUGCUUCAAAAUAUCUAUCAAGGUAAAAUAGAAUUUCAUUGCUUGUAUGUUUACCGAUACUAAUUAUAUUAACGAUAUUGUUUUUAAGUGACGUUAAUGAACUUGAAAUGGCAGAUAAAACCUUAUUGGUGUUAUUAUAUUUGGCUGAAAGAAAUGAAGAAAACACUAUUUCUUCAGAUAACCUUGAAUCCAAAUUAUCUAAAGAUGGAACAACUAUAGUGCACUUAUAUCAAGCUAUCACUACUUUUGCUUCAACUUCACCUAACGAAUAUUUACGUUUCAUUGCAUUCCAAUUACUUUCACGCUUAAUAACAUUAUGUAAAGAUGAUGCUAAAAUAUUCUUAUUGAAGGAAUUAUUAACAAGUUGUCCAUUUGAGACGAUGAAAAGUGCUGCUAUUGGAAUUGUAAAGGAUAACAUUGCUCAAGGAUUAAAUAAAGCAUAUAAAAGAAAAUCUGCCGAUAAGAGUUCUAUUUUUGCCAGCAGAGUUAUUGUCGAUACUUUUUUGCCACACAUACUUCGAUUUGAAUCAUCUUCAGUAUUAGUAAAUGAAAAAGAAUUUUCAGAAAAACAUGGUUUCAUUAUGCAAGGAUUGAACUUUUAUAUUUUUCUAUUAAUGAGAGAUGAAAAAAAUUUGGUUCGAAUUUAUUUUACUAUAUAAUAUAUUAUUAUAUUUUCUCUAAUUCCUAUCUACAUUCAUAUUAUUUUUAUUUAGACUGGAGUAUGGGAUGAUAAGCAAAUAAGUGAAACGAAUAAAGAAUAUAUAGUUCCAAUAAAAGAGAAAUGUGAUAAUUGGAUUAAUGAAUGUGGUAAAAAAA